UUCGCGUAUUCGGUGGUGAAAGUUUGAACGGUGCGGUGUAACUUGCGUCGUUCCAAUGGUAAAUGGGGGAAAUGGUAAUGGCCCUUUCUAGGGAGAGACUGAACUAGAGAUGCAGAUUUAACAUUCAUUUGUCGUAAUGGUUACGAAGUGAGAACGAAUGCAAUUGUGACAGGAUAUAUAUAUACGUAAGUGUACGUGAGAUAAUCUCGCUUUUUUUUGGUGGUGGUGAAACGAAAAAUUGAUUUUUGACGCUACUGUAUUUUUUCGUGACUUUUCUUCUUACAAUUUUCAAUUUUUUGAUUUUAAUUGAAAAUCUGCGGGAAUGAUCACGAACUGAGUUAUAUGAACUACUCAUGAAAAAUUUGCUUCCCCCUGUAUAUAACAGAGAAUUGAGGUUAUGCUAGUUUUUUUAGUAAUAACAAUUUUUUUUAAAUAAUGUGAAUUUAAAUAUAAUUUCCAACAAUGAAAAUUGAAUCGAAAUUGUUGGGAACUUGAAAAACAUGUAACCGUCCGAAAAUGUUCCACAUACGGCUAAAAGUGGCAUUAUUAUUUAUUGUCGGUUUCGUAAUUGGUUUUUUAAUUGCCCUCUUCUUAUCUGUGAUACAACCAAAAAAUAAGCUCCCAACUCACCAUGCCUCACUUCACGAUCUGUACGAACCGUGGUUUGUAAAACAAAACCUGAGGAGGUAUCGAAAAACGUUCGACACACUAAGAUACAGUGGACAAACGUUCCUGACGGAGUCGACGUAUUUAUACAACAAAAUUGAAAUUGCUUGUCUCGUUUUGGUACGUAGAAUCAAGUAUGUUAAGGCAGCGCAAAUGACUUGGGGAACACAAUGCAAUCAUUUAGAAUUUAUAAACUUAAAGCCAACAAAAAAUAAGCUGCCGUCCAAAAAGAAUAUUACGAACUCUGCGUGGUAUUUAUUAUGCAAGAAUUUGAGCAAUUUACCGGACACAUUUCAUUGGGUUUUAGUAUUGAAUGAGAAUACGUUCGCUUUACUUGAGAAUUUACGCUAUUUGGUAGCACCAUUAAAUUCAUCUGCACAAUACUAUUUGGGACACUCGAUGGUGUUUUGGGGUAUAAGGUACAAUUCGGGUCAGGCAGGCUAUCUCAUUAGUAAUGGCACGCUGUCAGCUUUAAAGAGGAAGGUGAAGGAAGAUUCGUGUUCCAGUGAUUCGGUCUUCUGGAAUUUAGAAGAUUAUUAUUUGGGAAGGGCUCUUAGUACGCUGAACAUAACUACGUCGGAUACGAGGGACAAACGCGGUUUGGCUGUAUUUCACGGAUUUAACUUGCAGAAACUUUUUUCACCUGGAAGUAUUGAGCUUUCGAAUUACUUCAAGCAUAGCACCUAUCCGACAUUGUGUUGCAGUACGAGAUCUGUUACCUUUCAAGUGCAAGGGACGAGCAGUAUGUACACUUACAGCUAUUUACUGAAUCAAUUGCAGAUCUUUGCGUCGGGAUCAUACGGAAAUCGAAUGGCAACGACCCCUGUCCCUGAAUACGAGGUGUGGAAGACCUUGCUGCGGGAACACGGUCGAAAUUACACAAAUAUAUCGCCCGAAGAGUAUUACGAAUUUUGGGUGGAUCUAGUCAGCGAUCCAAAUUCUUUCUCUUCAAAAUUGAAAAGCGGAAAUUGAUUGUCGCUAUCACCUUGUUGUUGUUUAUAUAUAUUUUUAUUGAUCUUUUUAACAAUAUAAUUGUGAAUGUUUUGAUUAA
This is a messenger RNA of Photinus pyralis (common eastern firefly), 1717 nucleotides long. Its product is annotated as glycoprotein-N-acetylgalactosamine 3-beta-galactosyltransferase 1-like. Lineage: Eukaryota; Metazoa; Arthropoda; Insecta; Coleoptera; Lampyridae. The record is from RefSeq and is a predicted model, not a curated record. The transcript is spliced from 5 exons. Gene Ontology annotation, molecular function: N-acetylgalactosaminide beta-1,3-galactosyltransferase activity. Bases 517 to 1638 code for a protein of 373 amino acids.